Molecule: messenger RNA, 316 nt
Organism: Mesitornis unicolor (brown roatelo)
Lineage: Eukaryota; Metazoa; Chordata; Aves; Mesitornithiformes; Mesitornithidae
Product: histone-lysine N-methyltransferase set1-like
Exons: 2
Source: RefSeq, a predicted model, not a curated record
GAACGGAGACGGAGACAGGGACCAGGAUAGGGAUGGGGACAGCGACAGGGAUGGGGAUUGAGGCAGGGACUUGGACUAGAAAAGGGACGGGGACCGGCACUGGGCCUGGGACCAGAACAGAGACUGGGACCAGCACUGGGAGAAGAACAGGGAUGGGGACCAGCACCGCGAUGGGGACCAGCACUGGGAGCAGGAACAGGACAGGGACAGGGACAGGGACAGGGACUGGGACAGCGAUAGGGAUGGAGACGGGAAUGGGAGGGACAGGGACAAGAGCCGGGGUAGAGAUGAGGACCAGGACCGGGAUCGACACUGA